Triticum turgidum subsp. durum (durum wheat) is the source of this 3291-nucleotide messenger RNA. Lineage: Eukaryota; Viridiplantae; Streptophyta; Magnoliopsida; Poales; Poaceae. The record is from the annotation of a GenBank genome assembly.
AUGGCCACCGCAUCCAUUUCCAGCGUCCUACUUCUUAUACUAUCAGCCUUCUCUUUAGCUGCUCUAGGCACUUCUUCUCCGAGUCCGGCCAACGGCAACGGCAGCGACACGGACCUUGCCACGCUGUUGGCUUUCAAAGGCCAGCUUUCCGAUCCUCUCGGCAUCCUUGCCAGCAACUGGACCACCGGCACGUCUUUCUGCCACUGGGUCGGCGUCUCGUGCAGCUCAAGGAGGCGGCGCGUCACAGCUCUGCGCCUCACCUACAUACCCCUCCAUGGAUCGCUCGCUCCUCAGCUUGGUAACCUCUCUUUCCUCUCGGUUCUCAACCUCACCAGCACAAACCUCACCGGUUCAAUCCCUGAUUCUAUAGGGAGAUUGCAUCGCCUAAAAUAUCUAAACUUCAGGUUCAAUGGCCUCUCGGGUAGCAUCCCACCCACUAUAGGAAACCUCACCAGGCUUCAGGUUCUUACCCUAGGCUUUAACAGUAUCUCUGGUCCGAUCCCGGUCGAACUACAGAACCUACACCAUCUCAACUCCCUAUAUCUGCAGCAUAAUUCCCUCGCCAGCACCAUACCGGUCAAUCUGUUCAACAGCACAGCAAUGUUGACUGUUCUAGACAUUGGCAACAACAGCUUGUCCGGAGCAAUACCGCCUUGCAUCGCGUCCUUAGAAAUGCUAGAGUUACUGGACCUGCAAGUAAAUCAUCUCGCCGGUCCGGUGCCCCCAGCCAUCUUCAAUAUGUCCAAACUGCAUUCUUUAUGGCUCGGUGACAACUACAAUUUAACUGGCUCUUUCACAACCAACUCAAGUUUUAAUCUACCAUCGCUAGAAAAAAUCAUCCUUCAAAACAACGGUUUCACAGGUCAGAUCCCACUGGGGCUCAUGUCUUGCCAGUACCUUCAAAUUAUUUCCUUUUCAAGCAAUUCAUUUGAGGGUCUUGUGCCAACAUGGCUGGGAAAGUUGACCAAUCUUCGUUACCUUUUAUUGGGUGGGAAUAACCUUUUUGGGCCAAUCCCAGUUACUCUCAGCAACCUCACUUCACUGUAUGCCCUAGACUUGUCAUUCUGCAAGUUGGCAGGAUCCAUUCCGGCUCAACUUGGACAACUUGGCCAGCUAUCCGAAUUGCACCUUGCCACUAGUCAUCUAUCAGGUGCAAUUCCACCUACCCUCGGCAAUUUAUCUCAACUAACUUACCUCGAUUUGCAAAUAAAUCCACUGUCUGGAUCCAUACCAGCAACACUUGGCAACAUUGCAACUUUGAACAUGCUUAUUCUAACGGAUAACAAUUUAGAGGGGAAUCUGGGCUUCCUAUCAGAUCUUUCCCGUUGUAGGGAUCUCCAACUCCUUUUCAUAGAGGGAAAUUCAUUCACCGGGUCCAUCCCUAACCACGUGGGAAACCUCUCUACACAGUUGAUCACUUUUCGUGCGGGUCGCAACAAGUUAACCGGUGGACUUCCAGCUACUUUCUCAAACUUAUCCAACCUUGAAUGGUUAGAUAUUUCAAACAACCUACUCACCGAGGCAAUCCCAGAGUCCAUCACUACAAUGAAAAAUUUGGUGCUUCUUAACCUCUCUCGAAACAGUAUCUUGGGCCCAAUACCAACACAAAUUGGCAUGCUCGUGGGUCUACAGAAGUUGUUUCUCCAAGGAAACAAAUUCAUUGGCUCUAUACCAGCCAGCAUCGGCAAUCUUAGCAUGUUGGAAUACAUUGACUUGUCCAAUAACCAAAUAAGUUCAAAGAUACCGACAAGCUUAUUCCAGCUUGAUAAACUUAUCCAGCUAUUUCUUUUCCAAAAUUUCCUUGCUGGCGCAUUACCGACCAAUGUUGAUGGUCUAAUACAAAUCGAUCAAAUGGACAUUUCUUCCAACUUCUUGAUAGGAACCAUCCCACAAUCAUUUUCUCUACUUAGGAUGCUAACCUACCUAAAUAUGUCACACAACUCGUUCGAUGGCUCAAUCCCAGACCAGCUUCAAAGGUUAACCAGCUUAGCAACAUUAGACCUCUCCUCCAACAAUCUUUCCGGCAAAAUUCCCAAGUUCCUUGCCAAUUUUACCUACUUGACUACACUAAACCUCUCAUUCAAUAGGCUAGAAGGACAAAUACCAGAGGGAGGUGUUUUCUCAACCCUCACAUUGCAAUCUUUGAUUGGGAAUGCUGGACUAUGUGGUGUUCCACGCUUGGGAUUUUUGUCAUGCCUUGCCCAAUCCCACUCAAGCAGUAGGCAUUUGCUGGAAUUUCUGCUCCCUGCUGCCAUUGUAGCUUUUUGCGGUAUUGCUACCUUCGCAUACCUAUUGAUAGGAAGAAAGCUUAAACAGGGAGAUGUUGUUAAUGCCUCGGCCGAUCCGACUGAUUCUGUAAUAAGCCAUCAGUUAGUCUCCUACCAUGAGUUAGUUCGUAUUACUGAUAACUUCAGUGAUGAUAAGAUGUUGGGGUCUGGAAGCUUUGGAAAAGUUUUCAAGGGACAAUUGAGCAACGGUUUGAUGGUUGCAAUAAAAGUCCUAGACAUGCAGCUGGAGCAGGCUAUCAGAAGCUUCAAUACUGAGUGUGGUGUAUUGCGCAUGGCACGACACCGCAACCUCAUAAGGAUACUCAACACCUGUUCCAACUUGGACUUCAGAGCACUUGUGUUGCCGUACAUGCCUAAUGGUAGUUUGGAGAUGCUCCUACACUACCCUCAAGGCUCAACAUACUUGGGGUUCCUUGAGAGGCUAGGCAUCAUGCUUGAAGUGGCACUGGCAAUGCAGUACCUGCACCAUGAACACCAUGAGGUGGUCUUGCACUGUGACUUGAAGCCUAGCAACGUGUUGUUCGAUGAGCACAUGACGGCGCAUGUGGCAGACUUUGGCAUCGCAAGGUUGCUACUCCGGGAUGACACCUCUAUGAUCUCUGCCAGCAUGCCUGGGACAAUUGGCUACAUGGCACCAGAGUACGGGUCCCUUGGAAAAGCAUCACGGAAGGCUGAUGUGUUCAGCUACGGGGUCAUGCUCCUUGAAGUCUUCACUAGAAAGAGACCAACCGAUGCCUUUUUCAAUGGAGAUCUAAGCCUUAGGCAAUGGGUUUUUGAAGCGUUUCCUGCGGAACUCGUCCAUGUUAUAGAUGUCCAUCUACUCCAAGGCGCUUCUGGCUGCAGCUUUCAAGGGUUUCUAGCGCCAGUAUUCGAGCUGGGUUUGCGCUGCACCAGCUUCGCACCUGACGACAGGAUGACGAUGAGCGAUGUGGUUGUGAUGCUGGAGAAAAUAAAAAAGGAAUAUGCUAAAUCAGCACUUGAACAGAGUCAUGCAUCCGAAUGA